AUGAAGUCCUCUGUUUCUCUUUUGGUCGCCGCUGCCGGUGUCCAGCAGGCUUCCGCUACUUUCGGCCUCGGUGCCUCCUUCGACUUCGGUCUGGGUUGGACUGGCGCCAAGACCUUCCCAUGCCCUGACAACACCGUGAACAAGUGUACGCCAAAGCAGAACCGCGACUGGGACUGGAGUGAUGUUACUGUCGGUUCCCUCACCUCUUAUGCGGGCUUCACCUUUGGCGGUGGCUGGUCCUGCGAGAACAACAAUGGCAAGCGUGGUGAGCUCCAGGGCCGCACUUUUGGCCCCGGAAAGGUCAUCUCCGGUUCUUGCAACGAGGAUGACGAUGUUGGCUUGUCCAUCGGCGUUGGCGUCGAUGCCGGCGUCGAUGCAUUCUCCAUUGGCAGCUUCGAUAUGUCCACCGAGUUCGAUGCUCGUCUUGAAUUCCACUACGACAUGCCCGACGGCAGCGUGUGCAAGCAGACUUCGAACUGCAAGCAGGGUGGUUCAACCAUUGUGAACAAGCAGUGCGGUGGUGCCAAGAAGGUCCGCGUCAUUUACCCCAAGCAGAUUGUCAAGAAGGGCUUCACAUUCAAGAAGAAGUGCAAGGUGUCCUGCCACAAGAUCAAGUGGCACUGCGGCAAGCCGACCCAGAAGCCAACCACUCGCUACACCGUUCCAGGAACCACCUCUACGAAGGUGAUCAAGACUACCACCACCCAGCCCGGGCAGCAGACCACUCCUGCUACCACUCUUCAGACCACAACACGGCCUGGACAGGAUACCACUACUACUCAACCCGGCCAGGACACUACCACCACCAAGCCAGGUCAGGAUACCACUACUACCAAGCCUGGUGAGCAGACCACUCCUGGACAGCAAACCACUCCCGGACAGCAGACUACUCCCGCAACUACUCCUGCUACCACUUUUGUCACCACCUAUGACUCUACAUCAACUGUCUUCACAACUUCCACCAAGACCAUCACUAGCUGUGGACCUACGGUGACCGAGUGCCCUGGAAAGAAUGGAACUCACAUUGUUACUGUCACCGUACCUGUGAGCACCACCAUCUGCCCCGUCACGGAGACUCGCACCCGCAACGAGGGAAGUUCUACCACUGUUGUCCUUCCUCCUCAGUCUCAGACCACCAAGGAGCAGCCUACCGGCGAGAAGCCCACGACUCCUGCCAGCCAGCCCCCCAAGCCUACUCAGACUCCUCCUUGCCCUCCCGUUCUUCCUUCGUGCCUCAACACCUUCUUGGAGUUCAAGUCUGACUGCAAGGACAACACGAACCCCAAGUGCAUCUGCCCUGGUGAAGAGUUCGUCAAGGACAUUUUCAACUGCAUUUACGCUCACGAGAAGGGCAACGCUGCCUAUGAGGCUAUCGCCUUCUACCAGGGUAUUUGCGGAGCUUACAUCCCCCAGAACCCUGUUAUUGCUACCGGUCCUGCCACCAUCACUCAGAUCAUCACCGUCACUGGCACUCCUAUGAUCACUCAGGUUCCUUACACUACCAUCAAUGUUGCUACAACCAUCACCAAGGACAGCAGCACUGAGACUGUUUCGACCCAAGUGACCAUUCCCAACAUCGCCUUGCCCACUCCUACCGGUGAAUCGCCCAACGAGCCUGCCCCUACUACCCCUGUGGCUGGCAACCCUACUCCCACUGUCAUUGGCACGGGCGGUGUGGUUCCUACCCAGCCCACCGGCUCUGUUCCUGUCGUUGCCGGCUCCGGUCGUGUUGGCGCUGGUCUUGGCAUGGUUUUGGCCGCCGUCGCUUUCGUUGUUGCCUUUUAA
This is a messenger RNA of Pochonia chlamydosporia 170, 1785 nucleotides long. Its product is annotated as insect cuticle binding adhesin, Mad1. Lineage: Eukaryota; Fungi; Ascomycota; Sordariomycetes; Hypocreales; Clavicipitaceae. The record is from RefSeq and is a predicted model, not a curated record. The transcript has a single exon. Bases 1 to 1785 code for a protein of 594 amino acids.